GUUUAAAUGUUAUCUCGGGAAGACAAUAUUUUGGAAGCGAAGAAGGAGUAUGGGGGUAUUAUGACAGUAAAGGAGAUUAUUAAGUACUCAGUCAUAGGCGGUGUCAUAGGGAAGGUCUUUUUUCAUAAUCAUGGUGGAAGGCAUCAUUAUGGAUGGGGAAGACAUAAGAAAGAGUGGACUGAAGCUGCAAAGAAGCACGGUCGUGAAGAUUGGAAGAAAUUUGAAAAGGAGUUUAUGGAUAAGGCCAAAAUGACUGAGGAGCAAUUCAUGAAGUAUAGAAAGCAGUUUAGAUACCCGAGGAGAACUCCUGGAUUCAAAGGUGUUGGCAUAAUGAUGCUUGUUGGAGCUGUAUAUGGCUUCUUCUCCUCAUCCCACUACUACAUCGGGUCAAAAUAUGGCGUUGACCCAAAAGAGCUUCACUCUCAGUACAACCAGUGCUGGCAGCACAAAAGAAGCCCAAUGUCCUACCCAGUUUCUGAAAAUCCCUCUUAUGACCAAAUCUCCCAACCUAGCAAUCUAGAAGAUCUCAAGCCUAAUCCUAGUAUUCAAUAGCUCAUAAUGUCACGUUCACUCA
Messenger RNA from Moneuplotes crassus, 574 nucleotides. NCBI's taxonomy places the organism in Eukaryota, Ciliophora, Spirotrichea, Euplotida, Euplotidae. The record is from the annotation of a GenBank genome assembly.